This is a messenger RNA of Entamoeba invadens IP1, 1563 nucleotides long. RefSeq lists its product as hypothetical. Bases 1 to 1563 code for a protein of 520 amino acids. The record is from RefSeq and is a predicted model, not a curated record. The transcript has a single exon. NCBI's taxonomy places the organism in Eukaryota, Evosea, Mastigamoebida, Endamoebidae.
AUGGGAAAUAUGUUAGAAGAUUUAUCGUUGUCAAGUAGUGGAAGCCCAACCCCAAACGACUCGAAGAACAACAGUGACAAAGAAAUUCUUCAUGAUGAGAUGGACGACAAGACGAAGUAUUCUCUGACGUAUCGGGACUAUUUAGAGCGCAUGCCAUUAGCUUCUUUUGUUUCAUUUUCUUCAUAUCAGCCGAUGCGCCUGAGUCCCCGUGAAAGAAUCUUAUUAGACGUUUUAGAGUCUGCUUUAGAUGUCUCUGAGUAUGUGAACAAUGUUGAUGUCUCUCGGAGUGAAUAUGGGAUGUACUACUUUGGUUCCAGUUACUUUUACUCUUCUAUGGACGUUUCAAUUAAUAAGUACUCGAAAGCUACUAUAAUCAAAGCACAACAUGAAGAACUGCGGAACACUUUAAUUGGUCUUAUGAUGUCGUAUAACUAUAAGGAAUGUCUGAAGAUCAUUAACAAGGAAGAAUUAUUUGAAGACUUCUUACAAGACACUUUCGAGGUGGGAAGGCGAUUCAAAAUAGCAAACCCCCAUUUGCUCAGAACAACGUACCAAGAGAUGAUGCACAUCCUUCAAGACGCGAUUUUAUAUAACCCUUCCUUCAUCGGAAAGAACUUUGAAAAGACUAAGAAGUUCAAAGAGAUUUUGACCGUCGGCAAGUUUGCAAAAGAAAACAACAUGAUGGGCAUUUUCAAUGAAGAGUGCUUUAAAAUUGCCGUCUUGCCAACAGACGAAAAGACUUCAAACGGCAAGAAAGAAGAGGCGAGAAGGUUUUUGAUUAAUAGCUACGGAGAAAACACAGAGAGACUCUUAUUAAGUGUCUCGGACGGGUUCGCGGCAGCUUCUGCGAACUGCGGAGUCGUUCACCAGAUGCUCAAAGACCUUCAAGAGAGGUUCACUGAGCAGACUAAAUAUACUGAUUUGACCAUUCGAUAUGGUACAAGAGGAAGUUGCUUAAGUCAUUCCCACGCAGAACAACUCAUUUUUGUUUCACAGAGUCUGACGUUGUGGUGGAAUGUCAUGCAGAACAUGCCACACUUGUGGGAGAUCACCGACGCAGAGUUUCUGAGUGGAACUUCGUAUCGCCUUGUUAACACGGGACAAGGCCUCCAGCGCAUGCAAAGUGCGCCAAAUGUGUCGGGAGCGAUGUACCAAAUACUGUCACAUACACAAACGAAGUUGUGUACGACGGGGUGGAGAGGACUGAGUGUUGUCCAUAUGGGCGAUCAAGACGUUCCAAACUGUUUGUUCUUCAUCGACAAGUACUCACAAGUCCCAUGGAUAGUCUCUCCAAUCGUUAAAACAGCGACUCGUGUCUUCAAAGACAGAGAUCCGCGCCUUGAAAAGUACUUUGAACGAAUCAGUCGAGAGAGUUGGAGUACAUAUAUCUACGGCGACUUCUUCAAACAUGGCUUCGAUGGAAGUGGAUCAGAUGGUGGAAGUUGUAUUGAUGGAAGACUCACGUCCGCGUGGAACUGGUGCUCGAUGAUAGAAAAGUAUCUUUUCUACCCACUCUUCCUCACUUCAGACUUCGAGGGAUUCUGCGGGCCGUACAAAAAGUGA